Messenger RNA from Lodderomyces oxycetoniae, 1701 nucleotides. It is a transcript of the gene UTP18, whose product is annotated as Utp18p. Gene Ontology annotation, biological process: rRNA processing. The coding region runs from base 1 to 1701 and encodes 566 amino acids. The record is from RefSeq and is a predicted model, not a curated record. Gene Ontology annotation, cellular component: Pwp2p-containing subcomplex of 90S preribosome; small-subunit processome. NCBI's taxonomy places the organism in Eukaryota, Fungi, Ascomycota, Pichiomycetes, Serinales, Debaryomycetaceae. The transcript has a single exon. Gene Ontology annotation, molecular function: protein binding.
AUGCCCAAGAAUAGAGAUGGGGAGAUGGUGGAGAUACCUCCGAAAGAUGAGGAGGAACUCAUGUUAGAAAAAUUGGUGUUUGGUGAUAUAGAAGGGUUUCAUGAAAAUUUGAGAAAAAUAGACAAGAUAUAUGAUUUUGAAGAUGAUGAAGAAGAAGAAGUUGUAGAAGAACUAGAUCCAAAUGGGAGUGAAAGUGAGGAUUUGGACAAUGUGCAAGAUGAAGACUUGUUUUACAUUGACGAUGGAGUAGAAGGGAAUGAUGAGAACGGGAUGGAUAUAGAUGAAGAGGAGGAGGACGACGACGACGAGGACGAGGACGAGGAAGAUGAAGAAGGAUUUGAAGAGAAUGCAUGGGAGGAUAGCGAUGACGAGAAAUUGAAUGUCUCAUUAAUUGCAUCUGAUAGACUUAAAAAAUUAAGAAAGAAUCCAGAGGAUACCAACAUAUCGGGAAGAUCAUAUAUAAUAAGACUACGUUCUCAAUUUGAGAAAAUAUACCCGCGUCCAGAAUGGGCCGACAAAUUUGAUCAAGAAAAGAACAAGAUGGAAGGAGGAGACAGUUCAGAUGAUGAUGAUGAUGAUGAUGAUAUGGUAAUAGACGAUAACAGAAAUGAAUCGGAAACGACAACCACAUCAGUAUCCCUUUCAAAGAUUCUUGCAAAUACACACCAAUUCCUUAUACUGAAGCAAUUGAAAUUGAUUUCGCCCACAAAAAUCUCCAUUACGCGGUUAAAAGACGCCAAUUACAAAAGAGUCUCCAAAGCAGCAAUACAAGCGUUAUCAUUCCAUCCUACUCAUUCCAUAAUACUUACUGCAGGCUUUGAUAAAACUGUACGGUUAUACCAAAUCGAUGGUAAGACAAACAAUUUUAUCACAUCAUACUAUCUAAAGAAUUGUCCCAUUAUGGCAUGCCAGUUCUUGCCCCAGGCAGAUAAAAAUGUAGUUUAUGCAGCAGGACGAAGAAAAUACAUGAACAAGAUCAAUUUAACCACGGGAGAAGUUGAAAAAAUAAGUCGUAUGUAUGGCCAUGAACAAGUACAGAAAUCAUUUGAAAGCUUCCGUAUAAGCUCACUGGGGCAAUAUAUUGGAAUGAUUGGUAAUUCUGGGUGGUUCAAUUUAAUCAAUGGUGUUACAGGACAAUGGAUAAAAGGGUUCAAAAUCGAAGGCACAGUAGUUGAUUUUGAUUUUUCACAAGACGAAACGUUUGUUGUUGUGGUCAACACGGGAGGUGAUGUUUGGGAGUUUGCACUAAGUGGCACAUUAACCUCGAAAUCGGAAAGCAAAAUUAUACGCAAAUGGCAAGACGAAGGAGGAGUAGGAAUCACCAAGGUGAAAAUGGGAGGCAGAAAGAAUAGCAGGUGGCUAGCUAUUGGGUCUAAUAACGGUAUUGUUAAUCUAUAUGAUCGAAAUGAAUUUACUGGUGAUGCACAACCUAAACCAUUCAAGACCAUUGGGAAUUUAGUCACAUCUAUUUCGUCGCUAGUAUUUAAUACCGACGGCCAACUACUUGCAAUUGCCUCAAGAGCUAAAAGAGACGCUUUUAAAUUGGUACAUCUUCCCACAGGGUCUGUAUACAGCAACUGGCCUACUAGUGGUACUCCUUUAGGUAAAGUUACUAGUGUUACUUUUUCGCCAAAUAACGAAAUUUUGGCAGUUGGAAACGAAGCAGGGAAAGUCACUCUAUGGAGACUAAACCAUUACUAG